Drosophila takahashii is the source of this 2841-nucleotide messenger RNA. Its product is annotated as neurofilament heavy polypeptide. NCBI's taxonomy places the organism in Eukaryota, Metazoa, Arthropoda, Insecta, Diptera, Drosophilidae. The record is from RefSeq and is a predicted model, not a curated record.
CUAUGUUAAAUUAUCGAAAAAAAUUAAAUCAAAAUCGUUUUUAACCAUUGAGCAAAAGUACACAGUAUAAAUUUGAGAUUAGUUAAAAUUCCCAUUCGACCAAAAAAGAGCGCAAUGUCCCAGGAAAUGUCGAAAUUUUUAGGUGGAAUCCGCCGUGGCACUCCCCAAGAUCGAGCCAAGGCGAUCCGAAACAGGGGAGGAGCAGCUGGAGGAGCAACUGCCCAACCAAGCCAACCUACCCAACCACCCAGGUGGAAUCAAAGGCCACCGGUUGGCGGAGCAAGUGCAGCAGCCCCCAAGAAGACGUUGAAUAAGGCGAAACCAGGUGAGCCAAGUGGAACAGGAGCUGUUCCCAAGAGAGCAACCGGAGGUGGUCCAACUAGGGUGUUCCAAACCACGGCCACCUCCACGUUGCGUCGCCGGCAAAAUCCGCCCCCUCCGCCAAGAGUGGCCGUUCCGCGGCGCAUCAUCGAGGUCAAGUGGAUCAUGAAACCAUCGCAGAGCUUCGUGCCGGGCAGCGAAUCCUCCUCGGAGCCAGAGGUAGACUCACCACGCGGUGAGGGAGACAAGAGAACCAAGGUGCGAGCCUCGCGACUGUUCCGUGUGCCCAGCCAGCGGAUCAUGCAUGUCGAGGAGCUGAAGCAGGCGCAGCUGCAGCAGAUGCAUCCACGCAGGACCACGAGGAGCAGCCGUUCACGUAGUAGGUCAACCAGUAGGUCAACAAGUCCAAUGCCCCAUCCUUCGUCCACUAGGUAUUUCUGUAGCUGCUCCAGUCGCUCGGUAAGUCGCCAGCCAUCGGAGGAGGAGGAUCAGGAGGAGCUGAAGGAAGUGCCGCUUCAGGAUUCCAAGACUGUGACCCUGCUGCCCAGUAUCAACGAGAGUUCCUUUCCCAGCCAAAGUCCCCUCCAGAUCGCCUCGAAUUCCAAGGAUAAUCUCCCCAAGGGUUCCACUUCCAGCUCGAAUCCAUUAUCCACUCCCACCAGCAGCAGUCUCAGCAGCAGUGGAACCGAAUGCAGUGGCGAGCGACUGGUCCGAAGGACCACCACUGGUAGACUGGCCGGCAAGGCCAUCAAACUGACUUCCACGGUGAUUGAGAUCAUCAAACCGCCGACAGCUACAUCGAAAGUGAUUAAGAAAUCACCCAGAAUUCCCAGGGAGAAGAAAAAGCCACCUCGGGCCAAGAAUUUACCCAAGAUCCAUUCGGUAACGCCGCCAAAGCUUCAGGUUCCUGUUCCCCUCAGUCAGUCGGUGAAUCAUGUGGUCAAUCAACUGACGGCUCAACUAAAGGAGGCUGCGAUGAUGCAUUCCAAGGUGGAGGUUCCUUCAAAGGAUCAGGAUGUCUACCAGGCAUUUGCCACUCCAUCAAGAAAGCCCUCCAUUUAUCUGCUCAUGAAUUCGGAGGCGAAAAAUCACGCCGAGAAUCCUUCCAAAGAUGCUUGGGUCAUCCAACCAAUGGAGCAGACAAAUCGUUAUUUGAAAGAAUCGUUAUCAAAGGAUCAUCCUAGGCAGCAUUUAAAGGUGGCUCCUCCAAAGGAUCCCAGCAAGCCUCCUCCGUCGAAUAUCACAAGGAAUCCCUACAUUGAUGAGCCAAAAAUGCUAUCCAAGUUGAGGAGCCAACGAAUCAGUAGUUCAAGUGCCAGGACGCAGCCUGUUUCGCUGAACCGGAUCACCAGGCCUCCAUACGUAGUUCCAAUUACUCCAAAUCCUCCAGAGCAGCAAAAGCAACAGCAGGAGCAUCCAAAAGCCAGCAAGAUUGUCCGAAAGGCCCAGCACAAGGUGCCGCGCACCAUGGAAGAUGGCAUCGACAUGAGCUACCAGUACUUCGUAUCCAUUCCCCUCAAGCGUGGCAAGAAGCCGCAGGUGGUUCGCUAUCUCUACCGGCCGAUGGUUCGCCAACUCAAUGCACCCACUUCGCCCAAUCGACGAUCCACGCGGCGGGUGAAAAGGAAAGCAGCAGCAGCAGGAGGAGAUGACCAGCAGCAUCUAGAGGCUUCCCAAGAAAUCGAUCCUGAACUAAAAGCUCUAGGCGGAAAGCCACUGCCGCUGGUGGAAGCUCCUCCAUCACUGGAAACUGAAGAGAAUCCCGAGUACGAGGUGCCGCCGCUCAAGCUGGAGGCUCGCUUUAAGCCGCUGAUGGAGCAGCUGGCCCAGAUGCCGUUUCCCGAGGAGCGAACCAAUCGCCGUCGGCGCCGAGUAAGAGCUGCCGGCGGCGCUGAGCAGGUUCCUCCAGCGGAUCAGCAACUGGGCAACGGAGGUGGAGAUGAAAUGAGCUCCCUGGGGCGGCUAUCCUCCAUCUGGAAGUCUGGCUCGCGGCUACCCAGGCUGAUUGACUAUCAGCCGGAGGCGAAGCGUCUUAGCUCGGCGACCGGAGCAUCAAUCUCGUAUCAUACCCCCUUGCAAAUAGGAGAGGCUGAAAAGCCCUUUGUGCUACCAAAGGAUGAUGAUCCAAUGAUUCAGGCAAUAACCUAUGACGACAUCGAGCAGAGGGAUGAGCAGAAGGAUCAGAAGGAGAUGGAUCAACCGGGUGAGCAGCUGCCUCCCCUGGAGAACCUCAAAAAGGCAGUCAGUUUUCAGCCCGACGAGGUGAAGGUCAGCGAGAUUCCCGCCAGGAGCAGCAGUUCCAUCAGCUCCUCUUCCAGUGGAGCCAAGACCAAAUGCCGUCGGCCAACACAGAAGAGCAAGGCCAAGUCCAAGGGAAAGGCCAAGGGACGCAAGUGAGGGAAAGCUCUCUGGCAAUAUUAAUUUUGGAAAUUUUUAAUAAUCUUGAAAAAUUUAAAGUGAAUUGUAGCAAAGGUAUAAACCUUGAAGGUUUGAAAUAAAUUUAUAAUAUAAUUUUGGAAA